AUGAACAUAAAAACAAAUACAGAUUUAACAACUUCUGAACCAAUUCCUCGUGGUGUUCCUGGUCAACCAGGUGUUCUUAUUCGUCCUGGUCAACCAUUUAUUCGUGAUGGCGAUGAUGAUCAAGCAGCUAUUCAUAUUGGUGCUGGUCAACCAUCUACCAGUGCUGGUCAAUCAUCUAUUCGUGGUGAUGGUGAUCAAGCGGCUAUUCGUGGUAGUGCUGGUCAAUCAUCUAUUCGUGGUGAUGGUGAUCAAGCAGCUAUUAUUGAAAAGGGUGUUUGUGGUACAAUUAUAACUGUAAAUCGAUUAAGACAUUACGCCUUCAUAAAACGAAAAAAUAAUAUGCAUUCACGAGAUAUUUUUGCUCGUGAAAUCAGCAUCAUAAAUGAACCCAUAAAUAAACGAAAACUUUUUUUACAUGAUACAUGUAAAUUUGAUUUAAUACGGACCCAACGUGGUUUAGAAGCAAUUAAUAUACAAAUCGUUGAACGAAAUGUAGAUACAAUAUCCAAGUUAUCUAAAAUCCCCAGAAAGAAAAGCGAAAAAGAAAACGAACAAGUUUCCUCAGAACUUUUUAAACAAACUAUCACCGAAUUAUUCCGGGAAGCUCUAAAUAAGAAAUAA
This is a messenger RNA of Adineta steineri, 621 nucleotides long. The record is from the annotation of a GenBank genome assembly. NCBI's taxonomy places the organism in Eukaryota, Metazoa, Rotifera, Eurotatoria, Adinetida, Adinetidae.